UCACCUCACAUGCAUACACUUCUCAGUUUUCACACGCUUCUCCGCCUCUAUAUCUACAUAUCGAUUAAACCCAAUUUCCGACAACUUCACAGUGACACUCCCACUCGGUAGUAGCUGUUAACAAAAUGGUGCCUCCUCUUCGUCUCGCUUCUCUUCUGCUACUUCUGCUUCUAUGUACCGCCGGAGCAAACUCAUCCUCCUCCUCCUCCUCCACCCCACUUACCAAGAUUGGCAAUGGCUACCGUCUGAUCUCCAUCGGAGAGACCCCUGACGGGGGUCUUGUCGGCCAUCUCGUAGUCAACCAGCAGAACAAUAUCUACGGCCCUGAUCUCCCUCACUUGCAGCUCUUUGUCAAGCAUGAAACUGAGGAUCGUUUGAGGGUCCAUAUCUCCGACGCAGAGACGCAGAGGUGGGAGGUACCGUACAAUCUCUUGCCCAGAGAGCAACCUCCAAGGUUGAAGCAGAGCAUUGGGAGGUCAGGAAAGAACCCAAUAGCGGUGUCAGAGUACUCUGGCUCGGAGUUCAUCUUCAGCUGCAUCUCGAACCCAUUUGGGUUCGCGGUGAGGAGGAAAUCAAACGGCAAGACCCUCUUCAACUCGAGCGCUGAUGGGUCAGACCCAUUUGGUAGUUUGGUUUUCAAGGACCAGUACUUGGAGAUUUCCACCAAGUUACCCAAAGACGCCUCUUUGUACGGCCUGGGGGAAAACACCCAACCGCACGGAAUCAAACUGUAUCCCAAUGAUCCUUACACUUUGUACACCACUGAUGUUUCGGCCAUCAAUCUUAACACUGAUCUGUACGGCUCCCACCCGGUGUACAUGGACCUUAGGAACGACGGUGGGCAGCCUUCAGCACACGCGGUUCUGUUGCUCAAUAGCAAUGGGAUGGAUGUGGUCUACCGUGGGACUUCUUUGACUUACAAGAUUAUUGGAGGUGUCUUUGAUUUUUACUUCUUUGCUGGGCCUACACCUUUGGGUGUGGUUGAUCAGUACACUUCCUUCAUUGGCCGGCCAGCUCCAAUGCCUUACUGGUCUCUGGGAUUCCACCAAUGCAGGUGGGGUUACCAUAACCUAUCUGUGGUUGAAGACGUUGUUGAGAGCUACAAAAAGGCUAAAAUCCCACUUGAUGUGAUUUGGAAUGAUGAUGAUCACAUGGAUGGAAAGAAGGACUUCACCCUCAACCCCACCAACUACCCUCGUCCAAAGCUUUUAGCAUUCCUAGACAAAAUUCAUAGCAUUGGUAUGAAAUACAUUGUCAUUAUUGACCCUGGAAUUGCUGUUAAUUCCAGUUAUGGCGUGCAUCAAAGGGGCAUUGCCAAUGAUGUUUUCAUCAAGUAUGAGGGUGAACCCUACUUAGCUCAAGUUUGGCCAGGGGCUGUAAACUUCCCUGACUUCCUUAACCCAAAAACCGUUUCAUGGUGGGUUGAUGAAAUCCGACGUUUUCAUGAACUUGUCCCUGUUGAUGGUCUAUGGAUUGACAUGAAUGAAGUUUCAAAUUUCUGUUCUGGUUUGUGCAAAAUCCCAGAGGGCAAGCAGUGCCCAACUGGUACGGGACCCGGUUGGAUAUGCUGCUUGGACUGCAAGAACAUUACGAAGACAAGAUGGGAUGAUCCUCCUUACAAGAUAAAUGCUUCAGGUUUGCAGGUGCCAAUAGGGUUUAAAACCAUAGCCACAAGUGCAGUUCACUACAAUGGAGUUUUGGAGUAUGAUGCUCACAGUCUCUAUGGUUUCUCUCAAACCAUUGCAACUCACAAAGGCCUUCAAGCACUUGAGGGCAAGAGACCAUUCAUAUUAUCUCGCUCCACUUAUGUUGGUUCGGGCAAAUAUGCUGCCCAUUGGACAGGUGAUAAUCAAGGCACUUGGGAGAAUUUGAGGUACUCAAUUUCCACUAUGCUCAACUUUGGUAUAUUUGGGGUGCCAAUGGUUGGUUCAGAUAUAUGUGGGUUCUAUCCACAACCUACAGAAGAACUUUGCAACCGCUGGAUUGAAGUUGGUGCUUUCUAUCCUUUCUCAAGGGAUCAUGCAAACUACUAUUCCCCACGACAGGAGCUUUAUCAAUGGGAUUCAGUUGCCGAGUCUGCUCGAAAUGCUCUGGGUAUGAGGUAUAAGCUUCUUCCUUACCUGUACACCUUGAACUACGACGCUCAUAUCAGUGGAGCCCCAAUUGCCAGGCCACUUUUCUUCUCAUUCCCAAGCUACAUCGAGUGUUAUGGGCUGAGCACCCAGUUCUUGCUAGGGAGCAGUCUCAUGGUAUCGCCGGUUCUUGAGCAAGGGAAGUCAGAGGUUAAAGCACUGUUUCCCCCCGGUUCUUGGUACAGUUUGUUUGAUAUGACACAAACCAUUGCAUCAAAAGAGGGUACCUACGUCACACUGGAUGCUCCUUUGCACGUGGUUAAUGUGCAUUUGUAUCAGAAUACCAUUCUACCAAUGCAGCAGGGUGGAUUGAUUUCAAAGGAAGCUAGAAUGACGCCUUUCAGUCUGGUCGUGACCUUUCCGGCCGGAGCCACUGAAGGAGCUGCUAAAGGGAACAUAUUCCUUGAUGAUGAUGAGCUGCCUGAGAUGAAACUUGGAAAUGGGUACUCCACCUAUGUUGAUUUAUAUGCAACCCUUGCUAAGGGAGUUGUGAAGGUGUGGUCACAGGUCCAGGAGAGCAAGUUUGCUUUAGGUAAGGGUUGGUAUAUUGAAAAGAUUACCGUGCUGGGAUUAAAUGGAAGUGGAGGGGCAUCUGCUCUUGAGAUUGAUGGAAGCCCGGUGACGGGUGCUUCAAACACACAGUUGAACGCAACAGAGCAGCAGUUCCUCAGGAAGCUGGAAGAUGGAGAUGAUAAGAUGAAGGCUGUGAUGGUAGAGGUUAGCGGUUUGUCACUCUCUGUAGGAAAGAACUUCGCCAUUUCCUGGAAAAUGGGGGUCAAAGGCUGAGGAUUAGAUGAUAAGAGGUUCUUAGCUCUGUUUUCGUCUGCCUAUUUAGGAUGUUUUGCUUUUCCAUUUCUGAUUGUUGAUGCUUUUUCCAUCUUCUUUUUGGGUUCUUGAUGGAGAGGAGAUGAGCUAAGAAUUGUUCAUCCUUUUUCAUGCAUGCAAGCCAAGAGAGUGAGGUUUAUAUCGACAUUACUUUGCUUAAAUGCCGGCCAUUCAUGUUGUAGCUUAAAAAGCUGUAAUGCAAAUUUCAUGUCGUUUCUCUUU
This is a messenger RNA of Corylus avellana, 3179 nucleotides long. RefSeq names its product alpha-xylosidase 1 (gene XYL1). The record is from RefSeq and is a predicted model, not a curated record. Gene Ontology annotation, molecular function: carbohydrate binding; hydrolase activity, hydrolyzing O-glycosyl compounds. Lineage: Eukaryota; Viridiplantae; Streptophyta; Magnoliopsida; Fagales; Betulaceae. Gene Ontology annotation, biological process: carbohydrate metabolic process.